UAGGUCAGGUCAAAUUUAUUUGAUCCAAACCAUUAACCAAGAGACCAACUCAAUUUAACCUUAUCUUAAUACGUGCCUAAGAGAAGAUGUCCCAUGAUUCAAUUCCACAACCAAUAAAGUCACAACAUCUGGGAGAUAGAGGGUCACACUUGCCAUGAACUAUGUAAAAGAGUUAAGGGCUAAUUUCACUGGGAAGCUUAAACUAUUCAAAAAGUGUCAUUUGUGGUCUAAAUUAUUCAAUAUGACAAAUCUGGCCUAAACUAUUUUUUUGUUAAUGUUGACCGACGUUGAUCGUUAGUAGAUCAUAGAAAAUGUAGUCAGCUUCUAUCUAGUUUGGGCCAGAUUUGUCAUAUUGAAUAGUUAGGCCACAAAUAUCACAAAAUGCAUAUAGUUUGGGCUAAAUUUGUCAUACUGAAUAAUUUAGGCCACAAAUGACACUUUUGAAUAGUUUGAACUUCCUAGUGGAAUUAGUCAAAGAGUUAAAACAUAAGGCACAUCUUAAGUUGUCUAUCCACAUUGAACCCAAUUGAAUAUGUGCUAUGAUUUAACUCACUAUCAUUAAUAUUCCUCAAGUAUUAUAAUCAACUCUUAAGACUAAAUUCUUACUCAUUUUCCCUAAGUUUUAUAUAAAAAAAACUAAGCCAAUGCUGGAAAUGGACAGAUUAAAUUAAGGACAUGGAGGCUUUUUCUUUUUUGUCAUUAAAUCACUCUUAAACAAGAGGAACAAACAAAGUUUCGCAGACUUACAAAAGGAUCAAGUCUACUGCGAAACAAAGUCGAACCUCAAACAAAUGAGGCGGCAAGAACAGAGCCUGAGUGGCCACCAAAUGAGCCGCUCUGUAACCAUGGAACACAAACCAUCAAACCCAGAAAAGUACAAACUAUGACAUCGCAAAAACAACCCGAACAGCCUAACCCAUGCAAUGAGCAAAGUCCACCAUAACGACUCUAGUUGCAGAAGCCCUCCAAAGAUCCAAAUGAAAACCCGAAUAAUCAACACAUCAAAGCCAUAAUCUGUUGUCCAAAGCCACCACAGCAAGUAUACUACAUGUAGAAGAAAAAAAACAUUUUCAUCCUACAAGUGAAGAACAAAAGCAUAUAGGCUUUGGAAGGAAAAAAUUCUCCCCUCAAAAAAGGUAACCACCCAUCAUCAGGAGGGGAGUGUGCGUGGGGGAUUCCCACGACUUCCUCAAAAUCAUAAAUUGUGGCUUCGAUUGAGAUCCCCCCAUUAUUGAGCGUCGAAGACACGACGACGACCAGAAAGCGAAGUAAGGCAGAAGAAACAAACCUCCAUCCACUCCUCAUGCGUGGGUGAUGCCCACGUCUGCUGAAACACACGAACAAAGAAAUCAGAGCAAAGGGAAACGAAGAACAGAUCGGAAUUACCCACUUUCCAUCCUAACCUCUAUUUCCGAGACUCUUGCGCUGAUGUUUAUACGUGAUGCCCACGACUACGUGAUUACCCGGAAAAUGGAGCCCGACACGGAGGCCUUCUGGCUUCUGCCAAACCCUGAAAUUGUAGCUCGGCCCGGCCUCGCCCGCUGACAGAUUCACUCCAAUUCUCGGCCAAAAUAAGCCGAAGCCCAUUACAUUACGGCCCAAUAGUAACAGAUUGUGCUUAAACCCUAAUAAUUUGCCCCCAAUUCCUCCAAAAUCAGAACCCUUCGUCUUCCUCCUACAACACAGAAGAAAUCCCCCUUUUCCUAGGGUUCCAGCUCUCCUCCCGAAUCCCAAUCCCAAAAACAACAUGAGGCCGCUCGACGAGGCGGAGACGACGGUCGUCUUCGAGAAGCUCCUGAAGUUCACCGGCAACAACCUGAAGAAUAUCGUCGAGAGCCCCGCCCACGAAGGUCCCGACCCGAACCCCGGCCGCUACUGCUUCCGCCUCCAGAAGAACCGGGUCUACUACGUCAGCGAGGCCCUGGUGAAGCGCGCCACCAACAUCAGCCGGAAGAACCUCGUCGCCAUGGGCACCUGCGUCGGCCGGUUCACCCACGGCGGCAAGUUCCACCUUACCGUCCAGUGCCUGGGCCUGCUGGCGGCGAACGCCAAGCACAAGGUGUGGCUGAAGCCGACGUCGGAGAUGUCGUUCCUGUACGGCAACCACGUGCUGAAGGGCGGCCUCGGGAGGAUCACCGACGGCAUCCAGCCGGGCGACGGCGUGGUGGUGUUCUCGAUGUCCGAUGUCCCGCUGGGGUUUGGGAACGCGGCGAAGUCGACGCAGGAUUGCCGGAAGCUGGAUCCGAAUGGGAUCGUCGUUCAUCACCAGUCGGAUAUCGGGGAGUAUCUGAGGAUGGAGGACGACCUUUGAAGGAAAAGGUAAAACGGGGAAAGGAAAUUGGAGAAAGACCCAAUUGAUGUAAUGAGAUAUUAUGAUGAAUGUAUCCUUUCACAUCUAUAUAUUCAUCAAGUUUUGGAAUUUGGGUGCUUUCUUCUUCUUCUUCUUGCAACCAAUUUUGCACCGUCUUUGUUCAAUGUUGAUUCAGCUUCGUUGUGUGUUCUGUUUUUACAAGUUAACGGAAGGAUGAAAUGAAAUAUAGGCAAUGUAGCUUAAAGAAACGAUCUUUGUAUAACGACUCUGUUGUUGCCUGAAGUACCGAGUUUUUGCUCAUUCCAGAGAAGGGCAUGUCGAAUGAGCUUGAUAGGAGUAUAGAACUAUAGAUGCCCUACAUCUUCAGCCUUCAUGGGCACUUGCCUUCUUCAACAGCCUUUCCCUGUGGCAUUAGCGACUGUGAUGGUUUUUACAGACUUCACUAAUCACUACAUAGUUAGUCCUGAUAGAAACCACAACUAGAGAAGUUGGCAAUUUCUGAUAGAAAACCACUACUUCUCGGAGUGAAGUAUCUGACCGCUACUGCUUCCUCCUCCAGAAGAACACAGUCUAGUACAACAUCAGCGAGGCCCUGGUGAAGUGCGUCACCAACUUCAGCCAGAAGAAUCUUGUCUCGAUGGGGAACUGCAUCAUCACCACACGGUGAAGGGCGGUAUCGAGAAGUUAACCGAAGACAUGCAGCCGGAGGACGCAGCAAUGCCAGAAGCUGGACUCAGAAUGGGAUCGUCGACAUUGGGAGCAGAGGUACAGUAACGAGAAACUUGGAUGAAUGCGGCCAUGGAAAAGGAGCCUCUGUAUCUGAGCAUUAACAUCAAUAGUCAUCAAGUUUAGUACUUUUUGGUGGUGCUUCUUCUUCUUCUUCUUCUUCUUCUUCAAGCUCGCAAUUUUACUGUGUCUGUUCCAUGUUUGUUUCUCACAUUCAUUGAGUGUUUACUGAAUUAGGUUUGCAUUAUGGUUCAACAGUUAUUGCAUAAUCUAUGCACAAAGGAAGAGAAGAAAAAAUGACUGGGAUCGGUGUUUAGACCAUGGAAGCUGUAGAAAUAGCUAAUGGAAAUUGGGCCUAAGUAAAGAAAUGAAGUGGAAAAAAUAUAAAUUGCGCAUCCAGGGAGUCGAACCCCGGUCAGUACCGUGGGAGGGUACUAUGAUACCACUACACUAGAUGCGCUUUUGUUUAUUACAAUUCACAAAUUGUUUUAAUUUAUAUUAGGGUCACGUUCAACUCUGCAGCUCUUAUGGUUCGAACAUAGAAUGAUGUAGUGAUUGUAUAUGUUGGAUUACACCUACCAGACAUACCUGAUUCACUACUCUGAAACGGCUCUUCAAACUUUGCAGAGAGCAGGAGAAGAGGACAUUGAGGUUGUUCAAGGUACUAGCUAGCUAGCUCAUUAUGCGACAGACAGUGCAUCUUAUUCAAGCAUAUAUAUGAAAUUUACUCUUGCGAUCUGCUGCUCCAUCAAAUGGAUUCUUCUUAACUUGACACUGGCAUAAGAUAAACGCAGGAUGCGAUGCUGCUGAUUUAUAUGGUUUAUUAUUUCCUCCACUAUUGUUACCUAAUAUUUAAGAAUGCGAGUAAAUGUUGCAGAUGAUCAAUAAGUAGGGAAGAUCUCUGGGUUUUGCUCUGAGGUCCUCAAGGAAGUACAAAACAUGUCGAAGUCAGUAUUAUAAUUUAUAUGCCGCUCUCUUGUCUGGUCAGAUUCAAAGCCUUAAACUGGCUUUAGCUCUUGUCGUCCGGUACUUUGGCCCGUUCCUAUACAGAAUAGCUGCGAGCAGAAGGUAUAUAUGUUGCAGUUGGCUGUUACUCCAGUAAAGGUCCAAGGCUUAAUAUCCGAGCACUCAACACUGUCAGUAUCUUUGUUAUGUGGUUGAGUUGCUGUCUUCGUCACAUUCGAAUAAUCGGUUUAAUCUGAA
Molecule: messenger RNA, 4240 nt
Organism: Linum trigynum
Lineage: Eukaryota; Viridiplantae; Streptophyta; Magnoliopsida; Malpighiales; Linaceae
Source: the annotation of a GenBank genome assembly